Molecule: messenger RNA, 279 nt
Organism: Strongylus vulgaris
Lineage: Eukaryota; Metazoa; Nematoda; Chromadorea; Rhabditida; Strongylidae
Source: the annotation of a GenBank genome assembly
AUGAACAUUGUAACCAAACAGCAUUGUUCUGUACUGCACACUCUUGUUACGGUAUAUUACAGUAAUCGAGCUAUGGGAGGAAGGCAACCGAUUGAAGAGAGCGACUUUAUAAAGAAUGAAUUCUUUACUGGACGUCGACCAACUUUGUUGGAAAGUGAAGGUGAAAUAGCUCGCCAGUUUGCUGUGAAAACCAAGCCAGCUGAUAAGGAUUCACAAUUGCUUGAACAGGAAGAAGAUCAACAACAACGACUGGAUCGUGAAGAAGUCGAAGCAGCGUAA